Messenger RNA from Lepidothrix coronata (blue-crowned manakin), 3093 nucleotides. RefSeq names its product SHC adaptor protein 1 (gene SHC1). Gene Ontology annotation, biological process: cell surface receptor protein tyrosine kinase signaling pathway; intracellular signal transduction. Gene Ontology annotation, molecular function: receptor tyrosine kinase binding. The record is from RefSeq and is a predicted model, not a curated record. Gene Ontology annotation, cellular component: plasma membrane. Lineage: Eukaryota; Metazoa; Chordata; Aves; Passeriformes; Pipridae. The coding region runs from base 861 to 2306 and encodes 481 amino acids. The transcript is spliced from 13 exons.
GAGGAAUGUGACGUGGUGCUGCAGGGGUUGAUCUCCACAGUCAGUGCCAGGCAGGGCCCUCUUAUCUCACUAUCUCCAGAGCAAAUGGCCACAAUGCCUGCCUGGGCUCCAGAUAAGGGUGUGAUUGCUGCUGGGCUGUAAAUCAUUCUGCUGCCCUGGACUGCUUGGCUGUCCCAGCCUCAGCUGGGUGGUGGGGGUGGGAGCAGGAAGAGCAGCAGCUCCGGAGCUGCUGCUUUGCUUUUCCUUGUUUUCCCCUCAUAGACCUUGCUGCCUCUCCCAGCUUCCCCCUUGUAGCCUCUUUCCAGGAGUCCCUUUUUUGCUGCUCUGCUGGGAGGAAGGGGCACAGCCCUCUGUGUGUCAUUCUGCAUCAGGGAUGGAGGGAGGGGCAGCUCUGCCCCCCUGGGCUGCCUCUGCUCUCCCUCCUUGUGUGUGGCUUUCGGGCGCUGGUUUUUGGGCUGGGCAGGGAUCGGCUCCAACACUUGUCUCAGGUCAUGGAGUGACUCUCGGCCCCUGACACUGUUUGCCAGUGUGGGUAAGGCCUCAGCAGAGCCAGGCUUAGCCUUUGCUCCUGCCCUGCUGCAUCCCAGCUCUGUCUUCCCUCUGAUGGGAAGCAGGUAGCUUCCCUGGCUCUCUCGUCCCAUGUACCAGCAGCGUGUUGUCACAGCUGCCACGGCCCCAUCCGACUGCGGUCAGCACGGAGGAGCAGGGUCUGCCUCCUGGUGCCACGGCCCCUGCAUUGGCAGGCUGGGGCAGGGCUGGCUAACUCCCUGUUUGUCCCUGAACCGCAGGUCGGAGUGCCAGACGAGAGGGGCUGUGCGUCUCUGCUCCCUGCCUGGGGCCUGCCCUGCCCUCUGCCAGCGAUGGAGUAUGUGGAUAUGAACAAGCUGAGCUGUGGGAAGAAGACGCGUGUGGAAGGUGGCCAGCUGGGGGGUGACGAAUGGACCCGCCACGGCAGCUUUGUCAAUAAGCCCACCCGUGGCUGGCUGCACCCUGAUGACAAGGUCAUGGGCCCUGGGGUCUCCUACCACGUCCGGUACAUGGGCUGUGUGGAAGUGCUCCAGUCCAUGAGGGCUCUGGAUUUCAACACCAGGACACAGGUCACCAGGGAGGCCAUUGGGUUGGUGUGUGAGGCUGUGCCCAGUGCCAAGGGAGCUGUGAGGAGGAGGAAGCCCUGUGGCCGCUCCCUGAACUCCAUCCUGGGCAAGAGCAACCUGAAGUUUGCUGGCAUGCCCAUCACCCUGACCAUCUCCACCAGCAGCCUCAACCUCAUGGCCUCAGACUGCAAGCAGAUCAUUGCCAACCACCACAUGCAGUCCAUAUCCUUCGCAUCUGGGGGAGACCCGGACACAGCCGAGUACGUCGCCUAUGUUGCCAAAGACCCCGUCAAUCAGAGAGCCUGCCAUAUCCUGGAGUGUCCUGAGGGCUUGGCGCAGGACGUGAUCAGCACCAUCGGUCAGGCCUUCGAGCUGCGCUUCAAGCAGUACCUGAAGAACCCCCCAAAGCUGGUGACCCCUCACGACAGGAUGGCAGGGUUUGAUGGCUCUGCCUGGGAUGAAGAAGAGGAGGAACCAGCCCCAGAUCACCAGUACUACAAUGACUUCCCUGGCAAGGAGCCUCCCAUUGGGGGGGUUGUGGACAUGCGGCUGCGGGAUGGGGCCGCUCAGACCCCGAAUCACUUGGGGGCCACGCUGCCUGUGGGCCAGUCCAGUGGGGAGCAUGACCCCCAGAAGCAGCACACUCCUGCCCAAGGGAGAGAGAAAUACCCAGCUCCAGCAGGCACAUCUGGCCGCGUGGACCUGUUUGAUGACCCAUCCUAUGUCAACGUGCAGAACGUGGACAAGACACGCCAGGCCCCAGCCACGGGCACCACAACCACAGCCAAUGGCAGCACACAGAGGGACCUCUUCGACAUGAAGCCCUUUGAAGAUGCCCUGCGUGUACCCCAGUCCGUGCCCAUGGGGCUGCCCCCUGCCCAGGUGGUGGCCUCCAUGGAGGAGCAGCUGAGAAGAGAGCCCUGGUACCACGGGAAGAUGAACCGCAAAGAGGCCGAGAAGCUGCUGAAGGUGAACGGAGACUUCCUGGUGCGGGAGAGCACCACCACCCCGGGCCAGUACGUGUUGACUGGCCUGCAGGGUGGGCAGCCCAAGCAUCUGCUGCUUGUCGAUCCUGAGGGAGUGGUGCGGACAAAGGACCAUCGCUUCGAGAGCGUCAGCCACCUCAUCAGCUACCACAUGGACAAUCACCUGCCCAUCAUCUCAGCUGGCAGUGAGAUGUGCCUGCAGCAGCCAGUGGAGAGGAGACUGUGAGCGCCCGGUGGGCCCCGUGCGCAGCCCCCCCAGUGCACAGCCCUCUGGCCCUGUUCCCUGCCCCAGGGAGCCCUCAGACUCUGCUGGGUGCUCUGCCCGGGACUGAGCAUGGACUUGGCUGAGGACAGGGCCUGUCUCCCUUCACCCCGUGAGACUGGUGGCCAUGGGGGGCUCAGGCUGUGAGCGCCUGUGGGAUGGGGGCUGCUAUUGCACAGCCCCUGCCCCUCCACAGCCCCUUUGCACAGCAGCUCAGCUCCCACCAAAACCCAGCCCUGCUGCUGUGCCAUGGCCACUCUGGUGCUCUCCAGCACGGGCUUGGGUCUGGCAGGUCUGAGCCCCCCUGAGCUGGAGGCAGCCUGGCCUUGUCUCUGGCCCCUGGGCCAAGGAAGGGGGCCCGUGGGGGGCUCGACUCCCCCAAGCACGAGGCCCAGCUGGCCCCACAGCGACUGUACCGGAUCACUUUACGUGUUAACUCUGUGCCUUGACCCCGCAGGUCCCACACACUUAUGCAAGGGCAGGGGCUGGGGACAGAGUCCCCCCCCCACUCCCCCCCGCACCCAUCCCCUCUCCGUGCCGUGCUCAUGCUCCAGGACUUGUGCCACGACAUCCCCUCCCUGCACGGGCGGCUCUGGCAGCCUCAGAGGGGUGGCGGGAGGACCCCCCUGCAUGCACAGCCUAACUCCCCUCCAAGCCAAAGCACGGCCUUGCCCUCCUCGCAGUCCGGGGCCCCCUGGCCCCACUAUACCAAAGGAACUGGUGGUUGUAUAUUAAAGUUGGUAUUUCUCUA